Malaclemys terrapin pileata is the source of this 1056-nucleotide messenger RNA. RefSeq names its product eotaxin-like. Bases 186 to 497 code for a protein of 103 amino acids. Lineage: Eukaryota; Metazoa; Chordata; Testudines; Emydidae. The transcript has 3 exons. Gene Ontology annotation, biological process: positive regulation of GTPase activity; chemokine-mediated signaling pathway; cellular response to interleukin-1. Gene Ontology annotation, cellular component: extracellular region. The record is from RefSeq and is a predicted model, not a curated record. Gene Ontology annotation, molecular function: CCR chemokine receptor binding; chemokine activity.
UAACAGCAGGAGAGAGAGGGCACUUAAGCAUUCGCUGACAUCCCAGGCUCAAGAAGUGAAUAUUCUGGUAGAGAGAGAAAGAGAGAGAGAGACAGGAAGCCCCAGACUCAGCGAGUGGCUCAUAGAAGCCCCUGUUGGCUGCUGCAGAGUCAGUGUCAAGGAAAGACUACAUCCUACAAGCCAACAUGAACCUCCAGCUGGCAAACAUCUUCCUGCCUUUGCUCUUCCUCCUUUGUCUGCAUCUGGGACAACCCAAAGCACCUGUGAAGUGCAAAAAAUUAUGCACCGAAUUUUCACAAAAAAGAAUACCCCAGAAGCUGUUGAAGACCUAUAGGAAGACAGAACCAUCAUGUCCUAAAGCCGCUAUCAUAUUUGUCACUCAGAAGAAUAAAGAGUUCUGUGCAGAUCCAGAGGCGAGCUGGGUGAAGGAAGCAGUCCGACAGCUAAACCAAGCAAGUGCCCCUCUGAAUCCUAGAGUGACCAGACAGCAAAUGUGAAAAAUCGGGACAGGGGUGGGGGGGGUAAUAGGAGCCUAUAUAAGAAAAAGACCCAAAAAUCGAGACUGUCCCUAUAAAAUUGGGAUACCUGGUCACCCUACUGAAUCCGCCACUUUCAAGCACCGUCACUUCUGCAGUUGUGGAAGAAGGGGCAGGCGUUUUUCACAGAUUCGUUGGCGAUGCUGUCUCUAAACCAACACAGCCCAGUGUUCCGGCCAAUCCCAUUCACGGGGCUGGCACACUAGGUUCACAAGCAGUACAUGUUUCUGUUGUGAGGACGGAGGAGCCCAACACAUCCAUAUUGACUGUGCAAGAGGCCAAGAGGUCUUCUACAAAAUCCCCCUCUGCUUUACAAGAGACUGUUACUCCAUCUACUAUCCACCCUGAGCCUGUUGCCAGUGACAGCGAAGUUUCCAUAGGACCUAUUUGUGACGGGUUGGAUCACAGAAACCCCCUUGGGAGUGCCAACAGAGACACCCUCCUAUUUUCCCAGCAGUCCAUGUGACCUCACCCCCUCCACCCCCCGCCCCCCGGCUUUUAGCAUAAGAUUCCUUCUUGC